AUGCCGAUAGAAUCACAGUUACCACCAAUAGAUAUUCCGGAGAUACCAUUUCACCAAAUGAUUCUGAACGAAUUUAGCAACUACAGAUCCGAGGUGGCAGUGAUAAAUUAUGAUACCGGUGAAUCAGUGACAUACGGUGAAAUUAUUGAUAAUGCUUAUUAUAUUGCCAAAUCGUUGGUUGCAUUAGGAGCUGUUAUACUCUGUGUAGAUAUGUCACCAGAAUUUGUAUGGCUUUUUUUGGGUAUAUCAAUCGCUGGAGCUGUUGUCUGUUGUCUGUCACCAGAUUUUUCAAAAGACGAAAUGCGAUUUCAAAUAACCGAUUCAGCAGCACGUUUUGCAUUUGUAACACCGAAUGCAAUACAGAAUUUAGCAGCUGUAUUCUGUGAAUUAGAAUAUGUUCAUAGGAUUAUAUGUGUUGGUAAACGUGAAGAAUCAUUUGGAUAUCCGAUAAUCAAAGAUUUAGCCCUAAGUGCUGCGUCAUCGUCAAGUGGUUUUCCAGAAAUAGAUCCAGAAAAUGAUUUAGUAAUGUUACCAUAUUCUUGUGGAACAAGUGGACCCCGAAAAGGAGUGGCAAUCUUUCAUUAUAUACUAAAUGGAAUGAUAAAAAUAUUCAACAACAGAGAUGCUUACGAUCUUCCUGAACGAGGUGAUUUUGUUGCUAUUAAAGUCUGUGUGCACGACGCCUUCGGAAGAGACUCUCUAUUCAGUUCUUUGCUUAAUGGAGCCACUGUAGUUUGCACAGCAAAGUCUGAAGAUAUUUUUGCCAAAUGCAUAGAACAGCAUAAGGUGCGAAUAUGUUUCUUAAGUCCGCUAAUUCUCAAAAGACUAUGCGUACUUGAAAUCGUAGAAAAAACAUGCUUGUCCAGCUUAGAAGUGGUUGUCAUUGGGACCGCGAAAGCUCAUGAAAGUACGAUGAAAAUGGCGUUCAAACUACUUCCGUCUGUUAAAAAGUACAGUGCAGUUUAUGGAAUGACAGAAGUGGGUUCUAUCAGUCGUACCAAAAGGAACACAACGUUCAACAAUUUAUCAUGCGGUGCACUGUGUGCUGGGCUUAGUUUGAAGGUAGUGAAUUUACUGAACGGUAAAGAACUUCCUGAGUACAGCCAGGGAUUAAUUUUGAUUAGUGGAAAGACAGUUCUUUCGCCCUACUGGAACAACGAAAAAGCAACCGCUGAGGAUUUUAAUAAUUUAGGUGAUAUUGGAUAUUACGAUAAAAAAGGCAACAUAUUCCUCGUUGACCGCUUAAAACAUGUGAUUAUUGUUGACGGAAAUCAGGUGACCCCACAAGAACUAGAAGGAAUCUUUUUGUCAAAUCCAAAAGUAGCUGAAGCAGCAGUAGUUUCAGUUCAUGAUCAACAUUUCUUAGAGUUUCCAAUUGCGUUUGUGGUGUUGAAACCAAAAACUGUUGCUACGCAAGACGAACUUUUAAAAUAUGUAAAUGAUCGUGUUGUAUCUUUUAAAAGAAUCUCCAAGGUGAUAUUUACUUUAACAUUGCCUCGAUCAGCAAGCGGUAAAAUUUUACGACGAAUGCUCAGGGAAACAGCUGCACAUUACGUUUAG
Enterobius vermicularis (human pinworm) is the source of this 1560-nucleotide messenger RNA. The record is from the annotation of a GenBank genome assembly. NCBI's taxonomy places the organism in Eukaryota, Metazoa, Nematoda, Chromadorea, Rhabditida, Oxyuridae.